This is a messenger RNA of Paramuricea clavata, 1112 nucleotides long. NCBI's taxonomy places the organism in Eukaryota, Metazoa, Cnidaria, Anthozoa, Malacalcyonacea, Plexauridae. The record is from the annotation of a GenBank genome assembly.
AUGAGCCCCAAAAUCCAGAAUGAACUGAUUCUAACAACAUCUCAGCUGCUGCGAAAGUCUUUGGUCACUGAGAUAAAUGAAUGUCCAUUUUGGUCAAUUGUACUGGAUACCACAAGUGACAUAAACAGAGUAGAUCAGCUCAGUGUCACUGCUCGGUGGGUUAAAGUACAAAACGAGAAUGUUACCAUUAAGGAAACUUUCCUUGGUUUUAUAUCUGUAACAGACGGAACAGCGGCCGGCCUCGUAGAAACAACAUGCAAAUAUGUCGAAGAUAUUGGACUUGACAUGGAAAAGCUCCGUGGUCAAGCUUACGACGGGGCGAGUGUCAUGAGUGGUGUUCACAAUGGCGUACAAAAGCUGAUAAAAGAUCGUUCAUCAAAGCCUGUGCCAUUCAUUCAUUGCGCAGCACACAAUUUAAACCUUGUUAUAAAUGAUGCCGUAGAUUCCGUUGUUGAUAACGAUAACUUUUUCGGAGUUAUUCAAUCCAUUUACGUAUUUUUCUCAUCGUCCAUAAAUCGGUCAAGAGAUUUACAGUUGCUCGCUGUUGAUUCGUCCUUGUCUUUAAAGGGUAGAUUCGGUCCGUGGAGUGCGGGACAGAUUUGUUGACAUUUUGAAGCGACUGACAGUCUGACAGUCAUUUCGUUGACCAGCAAGGAUAAAAAUAACGUGAUGAAGCAGUUGGCAUCAAGAAGAACAUUGCAAAAAUUGACUUUAUCAUAAAUCUAGUUCUCUGGGAGAGAAUUUUGUCAUGUACCAACUCCACAUCAAAGGAACUGCAAUCGAAAAAUGUCGACCUCAGUGCCGCUUCCAGACUUUUAUCCAUUAGUUUGUCAGAACUAAGGUAUUUGCGAAAUUCAUGGGAGUUCGUUCGAAUGACCGCAAAUGCCCUUGCUGCAUCAUGGGGCAUUCCCAUUGAGUUUGAGAAACGACGUAAGCGUGGGGUAAAACAGUUCUUCGACGAAUUGGCUUCCGAUUCUAGGAUCGAGGAUUCAGAAAGAGCUUUUAAAAUAAACAUCUUUUACAGAACCAUUGAUGUUGCUGUAACACAGAUAGAAGUGCGUUUUAAAGGAAUGCAAAUGGUCGCAGAGAAAUUUGAUUUUCUGUUCCCAUGA